ACUAUUUCACAUCACACAUUUCCAAUUCCAACCAUUUGCAACGCAUCGUCGUGAUUCGGUCAGUUCUUGGUGAAAUUACAAUGGCUACAAAAUUAUACUUAGUAUAAAUAACAUUACAAACCCUAACGGUUGCCAAAUAAUGUGUAGCAACGUAAUCAUAUCACAGUUGGCUCUGAUAUAGAGCGCAGUGCUUUUUUGAUCAGGUGAUAAUUUUGUGUGGUAUGAAAAAUGGAAUAUGUAGAAAGAAUCUAUCGUAUUAUUAGAGGACAGGUAACCAGCUUACCGGUAUCUGUACCGAAGACAGUUGAUUAUCUAAAUAAAUCUGUAACAAAAAUUCGGUUGCCUCCAUUUACUAAGGACAAUAUACUCUAUUAUUAUUUGCCCAUGCAUGGCUUGGUCAGUUACACAACAUUAUCAGUGAGUGUGAUGAAUCCUCACCUAAUGAUAAGACUUUUUCCCAAAAGGGAUUUAACCGAUGUAUUAUUCCUCACCGCUGGUUGUGGUGCUGGGUUAUGGCUGUGGGCUCGACCACACAUGGCUGCAGCAGCCCCUGCACGUCGGUUCUCUUGGGCAUUCCUUGGUGGCUGCUUAUGGCCACUGGGUUCUAUAUUCCUCUGGGCAAUUCUAAGAAGUUCAGUGGGUCAGAGGCCUGUCGUUGGUACAGUUCUGGGCAUCACAACAGGAGCUAUGCUCACUAAUAUUGCAUUAGAUUAUUUUCAUUAUGUUGAAAUGAUGUUUUGUGGUGAAGUUCAUCUUCCAGAAGAAGUUUAUUCGCCUAAUAGUGAUGAUGAAAAAUAUGAUAUUGAUAUCUAAGAUAAUAUUCAUAGUAAAGAAGAGCUUUUCCUUACUAAAGUUGUAAAUAAUGGAGAAAUGUUAUUUGUGGAUACAUGUUAUUUGGUAGUAGUUAAGGGCACUGUUGCUUUAUAUGUUUGAAACUCAAAUUAAUUUUCACUUAGUAUUGUAAAUGUUAUUGUGACUUAUAUUUCACUCUAGUCUAUGCACUGACUGCUUAAUAAAUUAUAUAAAUUUA
Molecule: messenger RNA, 1030 nt
Organism: Plodia interpunctella (Indianmeal moth)
Lineage: Eukaryota; Metazoa; Arthropoda; Insecta; Lepidoptera; Pyralidae
Exons: 2
Coding region: 229-813 (194 amino acids)
Source: RefSeq, a predicted model, not a curated record